GUGGGGGGUUUAUCUCCUCUCCGCUCUCCCAUUCAACCUCUGUAGUCAGCAGAACAGCAGCAGGGUAACACAGCAUCCCCGGCGACAGCAUCCCGCAAAUGACUCUGCUCUGUGAAGGAGAGAGAGGGGACGAGAGGAGCAAGUGUUUUAGAAGAGAUGGUAAGAGAGGCGAGGAGUAGAAGUGACACACAGAUGGAAUAACAGUGCAAAAUGAAAGGAAGCAGAUAAGCAGCACCGGCUGCCUCAGGACCAUUGCAGCUGCACUAAAUCUGUGGCUGUCAGAGCAACGCUCAGCAGAGCAGUGAGUAAGAGAGGCAAGAGGACGAGAAGUGAUUAGAGGACCCGAUCUCAUCACUCUGGACAAGCAGGCAUGGGAACCCCGAGAGCUUCUGCAUCAGCAAAUCCAACUUCUCACAGAGGAAAAGUGCCUGCAGACCGUCAGCCAGAGGAGUGACGGAAACCUCAAAACAAGACACCAAGCCUGCUUGUUCUCAAACUGCGACAGGAUCCAAAGUCUCAGCUGUCCUGUCCCCACUCGGUACCCCCCUCUCCCACCCCACCAAUCCCCUCACACCUGCUCCCGGUGAAUGUCUUGUCUGCAUGCACUCCCACUGCUCGGCAGUUAAACACACUCAUGGUCGAUGCCAAGGGAAGGAACAUGAAAUGUCUGACGUUCUUCUUAAUGCUUCCAGAGUCAGUGAAAAGCAAGUCGAGUAAAAGCUCAAAGAAGGGGAAUGCCAGCAGCAGCUCCAAGCUGCCCCCGGUCUGUUAUGAGAUUAUCACUUUGAGGAGCAAGAAGAAGAAGAAGAUGGCAGCAGAUAUAUUUCCCACCAAAAAGCCGGCGUGCACCACCACGGUGCAACAGUACCAGCAGCAGAACCUCAACAACAACAACACCAUCCAGAACUGCAACUGGCAGGGUCUGUACUCCACCAUCAGAGAACGAAAUUCAGUAAUGUUCAACAAUGAGCUGAUGGCAGAUGUUCACUUUGUGGUGGGUCAGUCUGGAAGGACACAGUGGCUUCCUGGACACAGAUAUGUUUUGGCUGUGGGCAGCUCGGUGUUCCACGCCAUGUUUUAUGGCGAACUGGCUGAGAACAAGGAUGAAAUCCACAUUCCAGAUGUGGAACCACCAGCAUUUCUUGCAAUGCUUAAAUAUAUUUACUGCGAUGAGAUUGACCUGACUGCUGACACAGUUCUGGCCACUCUUUAUGCCGCCAAGAAGUACAUCGUUCCUCACCUAGCACGUGCCUGCGUCAACUUCCUGGAGACGAGUCUGAGUGCCAAGAAUGCUUGUGUGUUACUCUCCCAAAGCUGUUUGUUCGAGGAGCCAGAGCUGACGCAGCGCUGCUGGGAGGUGAUUGAUGCCCAGGCCGAGCUGGCGUUACGCUCGGAGGGUUUCUGCGACAUAGACGCUCAGACCCUGGAGAGUAUCCUGCAGCGAGAGACACUCAACGCUAAAGAGAUAGUAGUGUUUGAAGCUGCACUCAGUUGGGCUGAGGCUGAGUGCCAGAGACAGGAGCUCUCCUUGUCAACUGACAACAAGCGCAAAGUUUUGGGCAAGGCUAUGUACCUUAUACGUAUACCUGCAAUGACGCUAGAUGAUUUUGCUAACGGGGCAGCCCAGUCAGGCGUGCUGUCACUGAAUGAGACCAACGACAUCUUCCUGUGGUACACGGCAGCCAAGAAACCUGAGCUGCAGUUUGUCAGCCAGCCUAGAAAGGGCCUGAGCCCCCAACGCUGCCACAGGUUCCAGUCCUGUGCCUACAGAAGCAAUCAGUGGCGUUAUCGCGGUCGCUGUGACAGCAUACAGUUUGCAGUGGAUAAAAGAGUUUUCAUUGCCGGGUUUGGACUUUACGGUUCCAGUUGUGGCUCAGCGGAAUACAGUGCCAAGAUUGAGCUGAAACGUCAAGGAGUAUUACUGGGACAAAAUCUCAGUAAAUACUUCUCUGAUGGUUCCAGUAACACCUUCCCAGUGUGGUUUGAGUAUCCGGUUCAGAUUGAGCCAGACACGUUCUACACUGCUAGCGUGGUUCUGGAUGGGAAUGAGCUGAGCUACUUUGGACAAGAAGGGAUGACAGAGGUGCAGUGUGGGAAAGUGACAUUUCAAUUCCAGUGCUCCUCAGACAGCACUAAUGGUACGGGAGUGCAGGGGGGGCAGAUUCCGGAGCUGAUCUUUUAUGCUUGACAAACCCUAUACACACAUUUUAUGUAAAAAGAGAGCACUAUCACUUUGUGCAUAGUGACAAUGUCUGUGACUUUUGCACAAAACAAGAAUAAGAAGUCAAAUGUCUGUUUAGACUUCUGCAAACAGCUCAUUUUACUUGAACCGACAUGUUUCAAGAUACUUAAUUGUACAAAUAAACACAUGAAGAAGAUAACAUAUGUUGCACUAGGAUGUGUCUGUAUAUAUGAGUAUAUGUAAAUUCUCAAAUGCCACAUUUAAUGCCAUUGCUGGCCAGAAAGAUAUAUAACAGCCAUACCUGUUUAAUAUUUCUAUGCUUGCAUAGAAUGCACAUAUAAUGCAGCAAUACUUCUCAUUCUGUUCUGUUGUAAAAAUGUAAUAUUUCAUAUCACGACUCAGUCUGGACCAUCUGCAUUAAGAAGACGCUAAAAAGCUGUAUGAUAUUCAACAAUAACAAAAUAAUUCUAUAUAUGUUUACAGUCGAAACACUGUGUUGUUGUAAUGUGUAAUGCUUAUUAGGAAUUUGUAUUUGAGUGGCUGCAAUUGAAUUUGCAGCUUUUUGAUACUUUGAAUCUCAUAAUGGGGCACUUUGAUUAGAUUAGGGAGCACUGGAUAAUAAUAAUAAUAAUAAUGACGUCUGUAGCAUGUUACUCUCUGCACCAUUACGGUCCUCAGUAGCACCACUGUGGUUACAGUUAGAUCAGUGUUUACGACUUGUAGUGAGCCAUCGUUUGUCACUACAUUUUGCAGAGAAAUACUUUUGUUUUAUAUCUAAAUAUGUCUACAUUGCAGUAUUUUAAGCAUGGGCAGGACUGUUCCAUUUCACCUAAUGUGUACUACUAAUUGUUCAGUCGCCUCAGUUUUGUUUACAGCAUAAAGGUCAAUGAUUGAUUUUGUGCUAAAAGCUGUUUAUCUUACGGACUUUUACUUCUCUUUGUUGGCACUAUGUGCACUCUGGACUGCUGAGUACUGCGUCCCAGCGUGAGAAAACGAACCGUAUCAGCGCUUGUAAAAACUUACCAUAUAAGCUACAAGACUGCACUAAUGUUGGUUUGUUAUGAAUUGGUUAUUUUGCUUGAUUUAGGUUUUUUUUUUUUUUUUUUAAUGAGGCAGAUGUUGCGUGCUAAUGUUUCUUCAGGUGUAUGAUAAACAUUCACAGAUGAGUCUGCUGCAGACAAUGGACGAACCUCAUGGCAUACAAUGUUGAGACCUAUGAAUGUGUAUGAUUGUUGGUGAUGUGAAUAAACAAUACGUGGUAUCUAA
Molecule: messenger RNA, 3448 nt
Organism: Thalassophryne amazonica
Lineage: Eukaryota; Metazoa; Chordata; Actinopteri; Batrachoidiformes; Batrachoididae
Gene: btbd3b
Product: BTB (POZ) domain containing 3b
Exons: 4
Coding region: 635-2188 (517 amino acids)
Biological process (GO): dendrite morphogenesis; neurogenesis; cerebral cortex development
Cellular component (GO): cytosol
Molecular function (GO): protein binding
Source: RefSeq, a predicted model, not a curated record